Messenger RNA from Microplitis mediator, 3137 nucleotides. RefSeq names its product FYVE, RhoGEF and PH domain-containing protein 4-like. The coding region runs from base 219 to 2642 and encodes 807 amino acids. Gene Ontology annotation, molecular function: metal ion binding; guanyl-nucleotide exchange factor activity. Gene Ontology annotation, cellular component: cytoplasm. The record is from RefSeq and is a predicted model, not a curated record. NCBI's taxonomy places the organism in Eukaryota, Metazoa, Arthropoda, Insecta, Hymenoptera, Braconidae. The transcript is spliced from 7 exons. Gene Ontology annotation, biological process: cytoskeleton organization; filopodium assembly.
AUGUAAUAAAAGUUGUGUUGUGUUCUAGUGUUUUGAUCUUUGACACUUUAUUGUCAAGUGCCGCGCCUAUUUGUCACCUUACAUUUUUAUUAUUCUUUGUUAUUAUUAUCAAUUAGUGGGUGAUUGUUAAGAGAAUAGAAAAAAAUAUAUUUAUAUAUAUAGAUAUGUAAUAAUGAGUCAAAUAAAGAAAAGUGUUAAGCAAAAUAACCUAUAAUUCAAUGACGAAAUACAGUGACUUAAAUUCGAUUUAUUUAUCGAUUGAGAUGCAGCGAGGUCAGCUGAAGGACCUCUCGUCCUGGAUGGCUCGAUUAUUACCGGAGCCAUUUGAUAGUUUAAAUAAAACGGAUACAUUAAAAAUGUUCAAUUCAAAAUCAUCGACAUCCACUAGUACAUUUUAUACAGACUUGGAAGAGGAAGAAGAAGUUACUGACAACAAUGAAGACAGAAGUAAUAAUAUACAAGAACAAGAACAUGAAUUAAAUAAGAGUAAUCACAAUAACUUGAGAGAUUCACAGUCAUUGGAGAGACAAAGUGCAAUAAGUGAUGAUGGAAACUCUCAAGAUUCUGACUCAGUUAUGGGUUCAGAUGAGCAUCAGCAUCAACAGUCACAAUUACAAUCACAACCGUCACAACAACAAAAACAAUCAUUUACUAGUAAUUCAUUCCCGCGAUUUAGUUUUAGUGGAUUUCCAAGGUUUCAAUCUUUUAUUAUGUCUACGUCGGGUUCCUCGGAACCCAAUAACAGUAUUACUACUCAACAAACUACUUCUAUUGUUCAAAUGACCCACAGUGUUUUGGAGUACAGGAGUAGCAGGUAUGUAACGACAAAGAGAAGUUCAAAUCAGUAUACAGUUGAGUCAUAUCCAGUAAGUGAAUCAGAGAGUGAGGAAGAGUCUGAAACCCGUUCAUCUGAAACCGAAUUUACCAUAACGUCAGACGAGCCUGAAGAAAAUAAUAUACCGUCCGAAAAAAUAAUAACAGUAACAAAAGACACAAGUGACGUGAAACGCAAACGCGCUAAAAAAGUCGCUGACGAAUUAUUAGCUACGGAAAAAACAUACGUUAAUAUAUUACAUUUAAUAGAUCAAGUAUUUCAAUUUAGAGUUGAUCAAGAGAAUCGCGCCCAUCCAAUGUUUCCUCCUGACACUGUACAACACAUAUUCUCUAACAUAAAAUCUAUUUAUAAAUUUCAUAAUGAUUUUUUAUUGCCACAAUUAGAAGAUAGAAUGAAAAUAUGGGAUCAAGAUUCACGCAUUGGUGAUAUUAUGAAAAAUUUUGCCCCAUUUUUAAAAAUGUACACCGAGUAUGUGAAAAAUUUUGACUACGCUAUGAAUUUAAUUCAUACGUUGCAACAAAAAGUACCAAGAUUUUCUGCUAUUGUUAAUGAAAUACAAAAACUUGAUAUCUGUGCCAAAUUAUCACUUACACAUCAUAUGCUUUGUCCGAUACAAAGGUUACCUAGGUAUGAAUUAUUACUCAAGGACUAUUUAAAAAAUCUGACCGAUGAUAAUCCAGAUUUUUUGGAUACUAAAAAGGCACUAGAAUUAGUUUCAACAGCAGCAAAUCAUAGCAAUGAAGAGAUGAAAAAAAUAGCUAAAUUUAAAAAAUUAUUAGAAAUACAAGAGAAUAUUUACGAUCCCUUGGAUCUAGUCAGUGCAACGAGAGAGUUAAUUAAGGAAGGCCGUAUUGUUAAAAUUUCAGCGAGAAGUGGGGAUCAUCAAGAUAGAUACUUAUUUCUAUUUAGCGAUAUUUUACUACUGUGUUCUAUAAGACUGAUACCUGGACCCUUGUAUCGACUGAGAGCAAAAUUUUUGAUAGAAAAUUUAGAUGUUAUUGAAGGUGAUAAUUUGGAAACAGCGAAUACAUUUUACCUAAGAGAUUCAAUUAAAAGUGUUGAAUUAUAUACACAUUCAGCAGCCGAAAAAACUGCUUGGCUUGACGCUUUAUGUCAAACAAUGCAAGAAAUAAUGAGGCGAAAAGCCAGCCUAAAAAUAGGAAACGAAAAAAGUUGCCUUGUUAAAGCUGAUGAUGUGACAAGAUGUAUGGUUUGUGAGGCUAUAUUCUCAGUUAUGAAGAGAAAACACAAUUGUCGUGCUUGUGGUAUUGUAGUAUGCAGUAAAUGUUCAAAUCAAAAAUUAUUAUUUGAAGAUAAUAAAAAUAUGCGUGUAUGUCGAUUGUGUCAUGCUGCACUAACUCAACCACUGAGUAAAUCUCCAUCAUCACCACCAGGACCUGUCCCAAGUCUUCUUCAUGUGUCAGCCAAUGCCCCUUGUGUAUUAUCCGGUUAUUUAUUAUUAAAAACACAGGCCAGUAAACCCUGGACUAGACGAUGGUUUGCAUUACAUCCAGAUUUUGUUCUCUAUACCUUUAAAUCUGAUUCUGAAAGUCUUGCGUUGACGGCGACUCCAAUGCCUGGUUACACGUUAACUGAAGGUAAUGAACUACCAGACGAUGAUCCACUCAGUCAACGUGAUAGAAAAGGAUCAUUUAAAAUUUAUCAUUCCAGAAAAUGUUAUUAUCUUCAAGCUUCAAGUUAUGAAGACAAAGAAAGGUGGACACAUGCACUAAGUUUAGCUACGAAGGCAGAGCUACCUCACCCAGUGACUGAAGAAGACGACAAAGAGACCCAACAAAGUCAAUAAUUAGCUAAUUUAAAUUUAAAUAAUAAGAUAAAUGAGUGAUAGUAAUCACGCACAACUUUUUGUACCUUUUUCAUAUUUAUCAAAUGAAAAAAAAAAAAAGAUUUUCUAGUGAAUUAUUUAAAUUAAUUAUAAAAAAAACUAAAAGAGAAAUUAAUGAAAUAAGAUAAUUAAUUUUUUUUCUUAAACAUAAUCAGCAUUAGUAAGUAUUAGCGUAUUGUAUAAGCAAUGUUAAUAAUACAUAAUUAAAUUAUGUUAUUGUAAUUUGUAAAUCAUGAUAAAAAAAACUUGUUGUAUUGUAUUGAUAUAUUAUUAUUAAUUAUUAUUAUUAUAUCAAGUCAAUUAAUUGACUACCGCAACUGAAGCGCUUGUUAUUUUGUAAUAUUGUGUUAUAGUAUAUUUAAAAAUAUAUAUAUUUAAGUGUUUAAAUAUAUCAGGCAUUAAAUGUCGCCAUUGUGUAUUUACACAGAAGAAUAAAGAGAACAAAAAUUAUGUCAA